AUGAACGGCGUAGGGGAGGCUUGCACCGACAUGAAGCGUGAGUACGACCAGUGCUUCAAUCGCUGGUUUGCCGAGAAAUUCCUCAAGGGGGACUGCUCCGGGGACCCCUGCACCAACCUCUUCAAGCGCUACCAGCAGUGUGUUCAGAAAGCAAUAAAGGGGAAGGAGAUUCCUAUUGAAGGACUGGAGUUCAUGGGCCAUGGCAAAGAAAAGCCUGAAAGCUCUUCUUGACCUUGACAGUCACCUUGAAAAUGGACUCCUCAAAUUGGGAAAUUGAGGACUCUGGAUCGUGUCAGUUAAAGCUGUGAAGACAGCAUCCAUUUGAUGAAU
Molecule: messenger RNA, 330 nt
Organism: Mesoplodon densirostris (Blainville's beaked whale)
Lineage: Eukaryota; Metazoa; Chordata; Mammalia; Artiodactyla; Ziphiidae
Product: TP53-regulated inhibitor of apoptosis 1-like
Exons: 1
Coding region: 1-231 (76 amino acids)
Source: RefSeq, a predicted model, not a curated record